UCAGGGCUCCCCUAGUAGGAAGGGGAGGAAGGUGAGGGAUGGGAGGGCUCCCAGGGCUUCCCAUCCCCCACUCCUGCGCACUCUUCCCCCUUCCUCUGCAGUCUCCCUGGGCCCUGCCUGAUCAGGCCUGCCUGCAUGCUAGGACAUGUCUGGCCCCUGGGAACUGUCGGUGGAUGAUGGCUGCAGUGAUGAAGGGGCUGGAGCCCGAGACCGCUGCUGCUGCUGCAGAAGAUGCUGCCGGAGAUGCUGCGGAGGCUGUGGUUGCAGGGCCCGGGGUGCCUGUGCUCCUGGCUGGGAACCGAUUGAGCUUCGACCUGUGUGCCGGGGGCUGCCACCAGCUGCUGCACCUGUGUGCCCAGCAGCCCCCUCAGCUGUUGCAGGUGGAGUUCUUGAGAUUGAGCACCCACGAGGACCCUCAGCUGCUGGAAGCCACCCUGACCCGGGUGCCUUGGAGUCUGCCCCAUCUCUGCUCCCUGGUACUCAAAGGAGGGCAGUGCCGGGAUGCACUAGGUGCCUGCAUUCAUGGCGCCCUGACCACUCUGCCUGGUGGCUUGAGUGGCCUGGCCCACCUGGCCCACCUGGACCUCAGCUUCAACAGCCUGGAGACACUGCCAGGCUGUGUCCUGCAGAUGCAAGGCUUGGAUGCUCUCCUGCUGUCUCACAACCACCUCUCAGAGCUGCCAGGAGCCCUGGGAGCCCUCCCAUCCCUCACCUUCCUCACCGUGACACACAAUUGCCUUCAAACACUGCCUGCAGCACUGGGGGCCCUUUCUACCCUACAGCGCCUGGAUCUCUCUAAGAACCUUCUGGACACUCUGCCCCCAGAGAUUGGAGGCCUGAGCAGCCUCAGUGAGCUCAAUCUGGCUUCCAACCGGCUGCAGAGCCUCCCAGCCUCCCUUGCGGGGUUGCGGUCCUUGCGGCUUCUUGUCCUGCACAGCAACCUCCUGGCCUCAGUGCCUGCCGGCUUGGCCCGCCUCCCACUGCUUGCCCGGCUUGACUUGAGGGACAACCAGCUCCGGGACGUGCCCCCUGAGUUACUAGACGCCCCCUUUGUGCGCCUGCAGGGGAACCCUCUGGGCGAGCCCUUGUCAGAAUCCUCAAGUCCCCCAGGGAUAUCCCCUGUUCUGGAAAUGCCCAGACUAUUCCUGACCUCAGAUUUGGACAGCUUCCCUGUGACUCCCCAAGGCUGCUCUGUGACCCUAGCCUGUGGUGUUCGCCUGCAGUUCCCAGCAGGGGCCACCACUACUCCUAUCACUGUCCACUAUCGACUGUUGUUGCCAGAGCCAGGCCUUGUCCACCUGGGUCCUCACGAUGCCCUGCUCAGCGGUGUCCUGGAGCUGCAACCCCACAGGGUGGCCUUCCAGCAGGAUGUGGGCCUCUGGCUAUUGUUUGUCCCCCCACGGGCCCGGCGUUGUCGUGAGGUAGUGGUCAGGACAUGCACUGACAACAGCUGGGAUGAUCUGGAGACCCACCUGAAAGAAGAGACACCCAAGAGGCUCUGGGCUCACUGCCAGGUGCCCCACUUCUCCUGGUUCCUUGUGGUUUCACGUCCUGUAUCCAAUGCCUGUCUGGUGACAACAGAGGGGACGCUGCUGUGCUCUUCUGGUCAUCCUGGGGUCAAGGUCACCUUCCCCCCUGGGGCCACGGAGGAGCCUCGUCGAGUUUCCAUGCAGGUGGUGCACAUGGCUGGCCAGGAGCUGCAAGCUCUCCUGGGGGAGCCAGAGGCUGCAGUGAGCCCACUGUUGUGCCUCUCUCAGAGUGGUCCCCCCAACUUCCUCCAACCAGUCACUGUGCAGCUGCCUCUGCCCUCUGGCAUCACAGGCCUCAGUCUGGACCGCUCUUGCCUGCACCUGUUAUACUGGGCGCCCCCUGCAGUUACCUGGGAUGACAUCACUGCUCAGGUGGUACUGGAGCUCACACACCUGUAUGCUCGCUUCCAGGUCACACACUUCUCCUGGUCAGUGUCCACCCAGCUCCCCCAGUCCCUACCCCCACUUUGUACAGCCCCCCUCAUCCCCAGCACCCCCAGGUACUGGCUCUGGUAUACCACCAAGACCUGCGUAGGAGGCCUGGCACGCAAGGCCUGGGAGCGGCUGCGGCUACACCGUGUGAACCUCAUCGCCCUGCAGCGGCGGCGAGACCCUGAGCAGGUCCUCCUACAGUGCCUGCCCCGAAACAAGGUGGAUGCCACCCUUCAGCGGCUGCUAGAGAGGUAUCGAGGCCCUGAGCCCUCCGACACUGUGGAGAUGUUUGAGGGCGAGAAGUUCUUUGCAGCCUUUGAGCGGGGCAUCGACGUAGAUGCUGAUCGCCCAGACUGCGUGGAGGGCAGGAUCUGCUUUGUCUUCUACUCUCAUCUGAAGAAUGUGAAGGAGGUCUAUGUGACCACCACGCUGGACAGGGAGGCUCAGGCUGUGCGGGGCCAGGUAUCUUUCUACCGGGGCACAGUGCCUACACAUGUGCCUGAGGAGGCUGAGGCUGCCCGGCAGAAAAAGGGCACCAAUGCCCUGUGGAUGGCCACUCUGCCCAUCAAGUUGCCGAGGCUACGAGGGUCUGAGGGUCCUGGGCGGGGGGCCAGCCCCUCUUUGGCACCUCUGAACCUGGGCGAUGCUGAGACUGGUUUCCUGACCCAGAGCAACCUGCUGAGUGUGGCUGGGCGCCUGGGUGUAGACUGGCCAGCUGUGGCCCUGCACCUGGGUGUGCCCUACCGUGAGCUGCAACGCAUCCGACACAACUUCCGGGAUGACCUAGAUGGGCAGAUACGCCAUAUGCUCUUCUCCUGGGCUGAACGCCAGUCUGGGCAGCCAGGGGCCGUGGGGCUCCUGGUGCAGGCACUGGAGCAGAGUGACCGGCAGGAUGUGGCUGAAGAGGUUCGGGCAGUCUUGGAGCUUGGCCGCCGCAAAUACCAAGAUGGCAUCCGACGCACAGGCUUGGCUCCCGAGGACCCUGCUCUGCCCGGUCCAUUGGUUCCACAGUCCCCAGAGCCUGCCCAGGACUAGGCCCCACAGACUUUGGGCUGGUCCUGGAUAUGCCCUGGCUAAUUGUCAAAAACCCCCACCUUCAAACCUCAUUAGUGUGUGGGGACAGCAUCCCCC
Otolemur garnettii (small-eared galago) is the source of this 3092-nucleotide messenger RNA. RefSeq names its product p53-induced death domain protein 1 (gene PIDD1). The transcript has 14 exons. Bases 39 to 2996 code for a protein of 985 amino acids. NCBI's taxonomy places the organism in Eukaryota, Metazoa, Chordata, Mammalia, Primates, Galagidae. Gene Ontology annotation, molecular function: protein binding. The record is from RefSeq and is a predicted model, not a curated record. Gene Ontology annotation, biological process: signal transduction; apoptotic process; DNA damage response.